This is a messenger RNA of Ziziphus jujuba (common jujube), 1514 nucleotides long. RefSeq names its product transcription factor MYB1. The transcript is spliced from 3 exons. The record is from RefSeq and is a predicted model, not a curated record. Lineage: Eukaryota; Viridiplantae; Streptophyta; Magnoliopsida; Rosales; Rhamnaceae. Bases 294 to 1232 code for a protein of 312 amino acids.
CGAAGGCAUAAAACAUGUAAGUUUGUAAAUGCAGCUAUAAGUACGAGUACACCGAGCACGGAGGAAAUUAACCAAAUCAAAACUAGCAAGCAAUUCGACUCACAAACUAGCCGACCUACAGUGUUAAUUAGAGCUCGCAGUUGCGCUCUCACACCUUACGAGAAAUAGCUAAAUCAGAAUAAAGCAAUCAACAAAUCAGUACUGCAAUUCCACAGACCCAGAGACAAUAGAGAAACGCACUAGAGGAAAUUAAGUUUGGGCAAUCAUAUCACUAGCGCCAGUAGCACUGCGAAAUGGGUAGAAACCCUUGUUCCUCAAAGGAGGGUGCCUUUAACAAAGGAGCUUGGACUGCUCAUGAAGACAAAAUCCUCUCUGAAUACGUAAAAAUUCACGGUGAAGGCCACUGGAGAAACCUUCCCAAAAAAGCAGGUUUGAAUAGAUGUGGGAAAAGCUGUAGACUACGCUGGUUGAACUAUCUGAGACCUGACAUUAAGAGAGGUAACAUUUCACCGGACGAAGAAGAACUUAUCAUCAGGCUUCACAAGCUUUUGGGGAACAGGUGGUCUCUAAUAGCCGGGAGGCUUCCAGGGCGAACAGACAAUGAAAUAAAAAACUACUGGAACACCAAUUUAGGCAAAAAAAUUCAGGACCGCCAAAUUAGCCCUGGUGGUUACAUGCGCAAGAGCACAAGUGUGGAAACGAACUCUAUUUCGGAAAUGUCAACGUCAAACAUCACCAAUAACAACAACAACAGCAACAACCAUUCUUCUUCGUUGCCAUCAGCACCAUCCGGAAUGGCCACGCACGUGGUUCGGACCAAAGCAAUCAAAUGCACCAAAGUUGUUGUCAGCAAUGACCCUUCACCUUGUCUGGCCCACAAUGUUGAUCAUUUCGAUCCAGACAAACACACUUCACCCUCCUCACUGGACGCUCAUCAUCUGUCUGAAUGCUAUCCAGUACUAUUGGAGGCUAAUACAUUGAAUGGCUUAUCACCAUCCUCAUUUUCCACUACUACUACUACUACCAGUCAAGAGGCCUUUUCUUCGUCCACGGAUUUCAUCAUGAAUUUCAAUUCCACUGAGGAACUUUUCCUUUCCAACCUUUUAAACUCGGAUUUAUUUGAUUAUAAUGACAAAUAUCGCAAUAAUAGAGUUUUGUCUACUUCCUUGGGAGACGACCAAGCUUUAAUGUUUUCUGAGGAUUUUCUGACGCCGAGUUGGGAGUAUUACUAGUAGUGUUAAAAAAGAUAGUGUUCAAGGUCGAUCUAUAGCGGGGGUAAUAGUUUCAUUUCCUUUACUUCGCUUCUGGGAUGCUGAAGGAGAAUGGCUUGCUGCAGAGACUACUGAUUAAAGUUACCCCAUAUAUAUAUAUAUAUAUAUAAUUGUAGCCAGUGUGCGGUAAAAAAACUAUGGUUGUGAUCGAUAGCAAUAAAUGUUUCAGCAGUUAACAGUGUAAAACCCAAUAAGCAUUAACCCCUAUAUAUAUAUAUAUAUAUAUUUAUUUUCUUCGUACAA